AUGGAAAAUAGUGUGUCUGAUGUUAAGAAGAGACAGCGGGGUAAACAUUUUACGGAACGCGAAAAAGAAUUUUUGAUUGAUCUAAUUUUGCCAUAUAAAUCAGUUAUUGAAAAUGUUAAAACUGAUGCUGUGUGGAACAAUAAAAAAAAUGAGGCAUGGUCAGAAAUUGUUGAUGAAUACAAUGCAAUUCAGACGUCUGGUAUUAGAAAUAUAGGCCAAAUAAAACAUAUGUAUGAUACUAAAAAAAGGGAAGCCAGAAAAGAAAAAAGUCAGUACAAGGUGCAGCAUUACAAAACUGGAGGUGGUUCAAAUCAGUCCACAUUAUCAAAUGUUACUCAAAAAGUAAUAGGUCUACUCGGUGACAGGAUGGAUCCACUUUUUAAUAAUGUUGAUUGUGAUGCUGACUAUAAUGCUAGUCAUGAUAUAAGUGGUGACCAGAUAAUUGUAGAAGANAAAUCUUUAAAACAACCAAUCGUGAUUAUAACUUGGGACUUGGUGCCAUAUUAUGUAACUGGUCUCAAAACAAUUUUCGUUACAUAUUUGUCCUAG
Myzus persicae (green peach aphid) is the source of this 549-nucleotide messenger RNA. RefSeq lists its product as uncharacterized. The transcript has 4 exons. NCBI's taxonomy places the organism in Eukaryota, Metazoa, Arthropoda, Insecta, Hemiptera, Aphididae. The record is from RefSeq and is a predicted model, not a curated record. Bases 1 to 549 code for a protein of 182 amino acids.